Molecule: messenger RNA, 1542 nt
Organism: Ananas comosus (pineapple)
Lineage: Eukaryota; Viridiplantae; Streptophyta; Magnoliopsida; Poales; Bromeliaceae
Product: late embryogenesis abundant protein Lea14-A-like
Biological process (GO): response to desiccation
Cellular component (GO): cytosol
Source: RefSeq, a predicted model, not a curated record
CAAAAAAGCGUAAAUUUCGAAAAGGGUUGAAAUUUUGAUUAUUUUACCUCUGGACUAUAGAUAUAUAUAUAUAUACACAGCGCCACCACACAGGUAGGUUGGUAAUGCAUGAGGUCUCGCUGGAUCAAUCGCGUGCGCACGGUCACUGGCGUGGCCCCCGCGGCUCUCAUCUAGCAACGCACCCGAACUGCAGCACGGCAGCCGCGGCACGUGUCCAUGGGCUUCGGCCCCCCACGGCUACAGAUGUCCACUCCUCUCUCCUGGUGCGUGUCGCUCGUAAAUUUAUUUUCUUUUACUGGAGAGAAGUGUGAUGCCGCUCCUCGCGCAAAUUAAUGAACGAAAAAAUCGAGCAUCGAUCCACACUAUAAAUUAUGGCGCAUCACCAGGCACCGGUGUUCCUACAUAGAUCGAUCGAGUUCCCAAAUCAGCACCGGAACAGAGCGAUCGAUAGCGAAGGAAUAUAUAUAUAUAUACACAGGUUCGUAGCACUACAUAUCGACCAUGGCUCAGCUGGUGAACAAGGCGAAGGAUUUCGUGGCCGACAAGGUGGCCAACGUGCAGAAGCCGGAGGCGGAUCUCACCGACCUGUCGGUGAACUUCUCCGGCCAACUCAACGUCUACAACCCCUACAGCCACGGCAUUCCCAUCUGCGAGAUCUCAUAUUCCUUCAGGAGCGCCGGCAGGGAGAUCGUGUCGGGGACGAUGCCGGAUCCGGGGUCGCUGAAGGGGAAGGAGACGACGAGGAUGGAGAUACCGCUGAAGGUGCCGUACGACUUCCUGAUCAGCAUCAUGAAGGACGCGAGGAGGGAUUGGGACAUCGACUAUGAGCUCCGCGUCGGCCUCACCGUCGACCUCCCCAUCAUCGGCAACUUCACCAUCCCCGUCUCCAAGAAGGGCGAGCUCAAGCUUCCCACUCUCUCCGACGUCUUCUAACUGAAUCUACUAGCUAGCUAGUUCUGUGUUGCUCCCGAUGUGGCGUGUGUGUUUGUCACACGUGUAGGAUAAUAAGUGCCGUGUAAACAAUAAUAAGAAAGAAAUAAAAGUUAAUUAUUAUUAUUAUUAUGGGUCACGCUUGAAAACUAAAAAUACGUGGAAGUAGCGUACGAUCCAAUUGAAUCCUCCGGGGGACUGCAGAUGAACCAUCACUUACUAUACAGCAGAGACAACAACUCGAUAACUCAACGAUGCUCUCUCUUUACAACAAGCUGAGAACUAUGUGAAAGAGCAUUGUCAACGCGAUGCUCCCUCAAACAUACAAAUUUCCUAAGAAACAAUUGGUAAGUCGUGCAUUGUGCCCAAUAAUAGGUGCGUGUAAAUUGUACUACAAGAACCUGAACGUUCCACUCGAAGUUUCACCCUUUCUGGUUAUCAAAUUUUCAAAUUCAACCUAAGGAAUCCUAAAACGUUUAAAAAAUCUUUCUAUUUUCAAGAUGAAAUUAAUGGCCACAAGAUGCGAGGUCGAUAGCCAUCCAGAGAACAAUUUUCUUUCCAAGCAUAAGUAUCAAAAUAUUUUUGAGGCUUAUUGGGUCCUAAAAAUUUGAC